Messenger RNA from Schistosoma bovis, 595 nucleotides. The record is from the annotation of a GenBank genome assembly. Lineage: Eukaryota; Metazoa; Platyhelminthes; Trematoda; Strigeidida; Schistosomatidae.
UAUAAAUUGAAAAUGGUUUUGGAGGUUGAGUUGAAAAGUGAGCUAUGUUAGCCACCAAGUCUGUUAGAACUUUAUUGCACAGAGUGUGCCGGGUCGCUGUAAACCAACGAUGUCUAUCCAGCAUAUCAGGAAGUUUGCAAGUGGGUGAUCCUAUCCAACAGUCAUUUGUUGCCAGACUACGGGAGUAUCGUCAGAAGAGCGAGAAAUCUGAGUUCGGAUUAACAGAUGCUUCAUCUAAAGAAAUAAAAGAGCUUAGUGAAAUGCUGGCUAAGGUUGAUAGAAUAUACGAAGCGGAAGGAGAAGAUAUGACUCAGUUUCCUAUGUUCAAAUUCGAAGAACCCAAGGUUGUUAUACCGGCAUCUUCUCUACAUGUUGAGUAUCCUAAAGAACCGGAGAAUAAUGUUGAAGUUUAAAAUACUUUGUAGUGCUCUACUAAUUACUAUCGCUACAUCUAGUUGAUAAUCUUCACAAAACUACUUAAGUUUUUGUUAGUUACUGUUUAAAUACUGGUACAUUUGUAAAGAGGUCAGAUGUCUUCAUAUACGUUCUUUUGAAGCUGAAGAUUCCGCAGAUAUGUUCUGGUUAUUACAAGGUC